Molecule: messenger RNA, 1019 nt
Organism: Lepus europaeus (European hare)
Lineage: Eukaryota; Metazoa; Chordata; Mammalia; Lagomorpha; Leporidae
Gene: RPUSD1
Product: RNA pseudouridine synthase domain containing 1
Exons: 6
Coding region: 90-1016 (308 amino acids)
Biological process (GO): pseudouridine synthesis
Molecular function (GO): pseudouridine synthase activity; RNA binding
Source: RefSeq, a predicted model, not a curated record
GGCGGCGGCUGCUGGUGGCUUGGGUCUCGGGACGCGGGGGCUGCGGAGCGACAUCGGGGCCCGGACGGCGCCGUCCGGCUGCAGGCGCCAUGGAGCCGGGCAGCGUGGAGAACCUGUCCGUGGUGUACCAGAGCCGCGACUUCCUGGUGGUGAACAAGCGCUGGGACCUGCGCAUCGACAGCCGGACCUGGCGGGAGACGCCGACCCUGCAGGAGCAGCUGCGGCACCGCUUCCCCGAGCUGGCCGACCCCGACACCUGCUACGGGUUCAGGCUCUGCCACCAGCUGGACUUCUCCACCAGCGGGGCGCUGUGCGUGGCCCUGAACAAGGCGGCCGCCGGCAGCGCCUACAGGUGCUUCAAGGAGCGGCGCGUCACCAAAGCUUACCUGGCUCUGGUGCGGGGCCACGUCCAGGAGCGCCGGGUGACCAUCAGCCACGCCGUCGGCAGGAACAGCACGGAGGGCCGGGCCCACACCAUGUGCAUCGAGGGCACACAGGGGUGCGAGAACCCCAAGCCGAGCCUCACGGAGCUGGUGGUGCUGGAACACGGGUCGUACCGGGGGGACCCCGUCUCCAAAGUGCUGCUGAAGCCACUGACAGGCCGGACGCACCAGCUGCGGGUGCACUGCAGCGCCCUGGGCCACCCCAUCGUGGGGGACCUGACCUACGGGCUGGCCUCGGGCCGGGAGGACCAGCCCUUCCGCAUGAUGCUGCACGCCUUCUACCUGCGCAUCCCCACGCGGGCCGAGCGCGUGGAGGCCUGCACGCCGGACCCCUUCCUGCCCACCCUCGACGCCUGCUGGAGCCCCCACACCCUGCUGCAGCCCCUCGACCAGCUCGCCCAGGCCCUGCAGGCCGCCCCCGACCCUGAGCCUACAGACAGGGCCCCCCAAUCCUGCAGCCCCUCGGGACCCCUGCCUGGGCCGGGUCGGCCCCCACCGCCCCCAGAGACUGAGGCACAGCGGGCCUCCUGCCUGCAGUGGCUGUCAGAGUGGUCGCUGGAGCCAGGCCACUGAGCC